AUGAGAAAUUACCUUUUUGGACUGUUAAUUUUGGUUUUUAAUGAUGUGAAUGCAUGUCAGACUAUUAAAUUGGAUUUGUCAUCUAAAGUAAGUUGAUUUAAAAAUGUAAAAACUACGUAUUGUAGUUGACAGGUGAUGGGUUUCAUCGAACAAUUUAUGUAAGCGCGGAGGUUUCGAGUAUGAAACGUUUAACGGAAUGCAAUCUUGCCUAUUUCUUCCAAAUCCCUAAGGGUAUUUUUGUUCAAACGGAGUCCCUGAACGGGACCCUGUUCAAUCAUUGUUAUCUUACUUCUCAAUGGAAUCUGGAAGAUCUCUCGGAUUCUGUGGCCGUCACGGAUUUAAAGCCAUUGAUUUUUUAUUCCACCAAAGAGCCAAGGAAGGUAUUCGUGUUCAAGGACGAGUUCAAAUUCAAUGUUCAUUUCCGAUACAAUCCCGCCAAAUUGCCUGAGGGUAUGCGUUAUUAAAGAAUUGCAAAAAUUAUUGUUGUAGAGGAGCUCCCGAUUGUGGAGAUUGGUCCCCCGAGAGUUUAUCUAAGAUGCAAGGAGAACGAGACCUUAUUGGAGGACAAGUCUUGCUUUAAGAAUAGGGAAAAUGUAGGUUUGGUAUUCUGAAGGGUUUUCGGUUAACUACCUAGGGAAGUCGUUCAAAUUGCAAAUGAGAUGAGCUGUGGGACCGAUAUAUUCUGAUUCUCCAAAUUCGAAGACGGUGAGAGCUAAAAGGUUUUUGCGUCUUGGCCCUGAUUUUCGAGAAAAUCGGCCGUAAAUUUUUAUCGGAAACCCCGCUAAAUAGUCCUUGCUCCGAACGAAAGACUUUGCAAAAAGAGCUAAAUGGCGGAGGGUGAGCGAAAACGCUUUCAAAAUCCAUUUGUCCGUGAUGCCGGGGAGGUUCUAGACCCGCUAGGCGCAAACACUGAUGUAGAAAUUUAUAGUGUUUGCAAAGCAAAAAAUAUUUUACUUUCUACACAUUUUGGGGAAAAUAUUGAAAUGCGGAGUUGGACGAUUGGGGAAAAAGACGAUUGGGGAAAGGGACGAUUGGGGAAAAAGACGAUUGGGGAAAAGUACGAUUGGGGAAACCGAAAAGUAUUAUUUUUCUUCCAUGCAAAUGUCGAAGUUAGGAUAAUAGAGGGUGCUCAUUUCGAAAAUGACAUUCAUUUUUUUGAUUCUUACUUUUUUCCUUAAGUAGUACUGUAAAGUAGUAAUUUUUGAUUUUUUUUCAUAAAUACUCGAUUUGGGGGUUUUCGAGGGUGCUGAUUUCGAAAAUCAUGUUCAUUUUUCCUCUAGUACUAUAUAGUACUAUCCUGAUACUAUAUAGUACGAGGUCAAAAUAUGGCUUUUGACGUUAAUGGUGUUGUUUUGAUGCUUAGUACUCUUCAAAAACACGUUUUAAAGACUUGGUGCUAUAUAGUACUGUCUGAUACUAUGUAGUACGAAGUAAAAAUAGGCGUAGUAAGCACCAGAACAACACCACGAACGCCUAAAGGCCAACUUUACACCUCGUACUACAUAGUAUCAGGUAGUACUAUAUAGCACCAAGUCUUUAAAACGUGUUUUUUGAAGAGUACUAAGCAUCAAAACAACACCAUUAACGUCAAAAGCCAUAUUUUGACCUCGUACUAUAUAGUAUCAGAAUAGUACUAUAUAGUACUAGAGGAAAAAUGAACAUGAUUUUCGAAAUCAGCACCCUCGAAAACCCCUAAAUCGAGUAUUUAUGAAAAAAAUCAAAAAUUACUACUUUACAGUACUACUUAAGGAAAAAAGUAAGAAUCGAAAAAAUGAAUGUCAUUUUCGAAAUGAGCACCCUCUAUUAUCCUAACUUCGACAUUUGCAUGGAAGAAAAAUAAUACUUUUCGGUUUCCCCAAUCGUACUUUUCCCCAAUCGUCUUUUUCCCCAAUCGUCCCUUUCCCCAAUCGUCUUUUUCCCCAAUCGUCCCAGUUCCUUGAAAUGCAUGCCGAAUAGGCAUAUAUUUUUGCGCUGCGCUGGACUGAAAAUGAAUUGUUUAUUCUUGAAAAACUACUGGUCUGAAAUUAUCGGGGUACCCUUUACCACAAAAAUUUUUAAAAAUUUUGUUUUUGUCCCGUUCAAUAUCAAAGCUCUGUGAACAUGGGUUUGCGCCUAGCGGGACUCGAACCUUCCCCGGCAUUGCGGGCAAAAGGAUUUUGAGAGCGUCUUCACUCACACUCCGCCAUUUGGCUCUUGUUGCAGUCGAUUUUCUCGAAAACCAGGGCCCAGACGCAAAAAUUGUUUUAGCUCUUACCGUUUUCGAAUAUGGAGAAUCAGAAUAUACCGGUCCCAUAGCUCAACUUAUUUGCGAUUUGAACGACUUCCCACGUAAAUCACUUUAAGCUGGCUUGUGGCUGCCAAGCAACGCCCAAAUGUAGUUUUAUUCGAUUGACUCCAUCCAAUUCAACUCCCAAACAGAAGGCAACUGUGCCCGCAGGCGAUAAAUCUGAAGCGAAAUGGGUGGUCACAUUAACACUGGUGUCCUUAUUUAUUUGUCUUCUUAUUAUAUCCAUGUCAAAGCCACAUGUCGUGAAGGAAAAGGAUGAUUGA
Messenger RNA from Bursaphelenchus xylophilus (pine wood nematode), 2550 nucleotides. Lineage: Eukaryota; Metazoa; Nematoda; Chromadorea; Rhabditida; Aphelenchoididae. The record is from the annotation of a GenBank genome assembly.